CGCCUCCUUCGUCUUCCCCAACCCCUUUCCCAAGUUUAUCCGAAUUGCCCACACCCACUUAUAUAUUUAUAUAGUUAAUCACUUACAACAACAUAUAGUCAUGUCACAACAUUCAUCCAGAUCUCCAUCAAUCUAUAACGAGUUUGCACCCAAGACAUGUAUAAUCAUUAGUAAUCUCCACAAGAACGACUUUAUAAUAGUUGACUCAAACACACCACAAUUGUUGUCCAAGAAGUUAUCCUUGGUUGAUCAAAUCAAAUUGAGUGUGUUGAACAUAAAUGAAACUCCUGAUUUCAUUGAACAAAUCCUGUAUUGGUCAAGUUUACCCUUUUUGAACAGAAUAAUCAUCAUAUUCAGAGACGAACUGGCAGCUUCAAUUGCUUACAAACAUUUGACCCAGGGUGCAACCAGCUUGCAAGGCUUGUACCCAUACGUUAAAGUGGCCUUGCAAGAAAACUUGUUACAGAGAUCCAAGUCCACCGACAAUUUAGACAAUGACAACUUGGCCGUGGCUAAAUCGUUGGAAAAGUUCAAGAACUUCCAUAAUGACCCCGACAACAUUUACAAGAAUUAUAGCGAGCCCGAACCCCAGCAGUUCAAUGUAUUAUUAGAUUUACCUAAACUAGGCAUAGAUUUGUCCGAUUACAACAGUGAAGAGCAAAUGGAAGAGUUGAAACAGGAUGAAUUGCAAAGCAGAUCGUUGUCACCAGAACGACCACCAGCAUUGAGAAGAAGCUCUACCAAGACUUUAUACAAACCUCUGUUGCAUUUGAAUACUGAAUCGGCUAACAAGACUCACAGGGCUAGUGAUUUUGCAACUUCUCCUACCAUUACUUUGGAUGAAACUUUCUAAUUUGAUUAGUUAAUACAUAUUGAUAGUAG
This is a messenger RNA of Spathaspora passalidarum NRRL Y-27907, 882 nucleotides long. RefSeq lists its product as uncharacterized. Bases 101 to 853 code for a protein of 250 amino acids. NCBI's taxonomy places the organism in Eukaryota, Fungi, Ascomycota, Pichiomycetes, Serinales, Debaryomycetaceae. The record is from RefSeq and is a predicted model, not a curated record. The transcript has a single exon.